Molecule: messenger RNA, 534 nt
Organism: Anopheles darlingi
Lineage: Eukaryota; Metazoa; Arthropoda; Insecta; Diptera; Culicidae
Product: mantle protein-like
Exons: 2
Coding region: 1-534 (177 amino acids)
Source: RefSeq, a predicted model, not a curated record
AUGAAGUCUAUGAUCGUGUUCUUUGCUGUGGCGGCUGUCGCUUGUGCCGCGCCACCGAGUGAGGAGUCCAACAAGGAAAAGCGAGGACUUUUGGAAGAAUCGUACGAUAAUUAUGGAUACGACAAUUACGGAGUGGGCUAUGGCGAUUACGCCACCAAAGAGAUUAAGCAUAUCAUCACGAAGAAGGUCCCAGUUCCGUACCCAGUUGAGGUGGAGAAGCACGUUCCGGUGCACGUUAAGGUCCCAUACCCAGUUGAAGUCGAGAAGAAGGUCCCAGUCGUCGUCGAGAAGAAGGUUCCAGUGUACAUCGAGAAGAAGGUCCCGGUUCAUGUCGAUCGUCCGUACCCAGUUGAAGUGAAGGUCCCAGUGAAGGUCCCGGUCUACAAGAAGGAAUACGUCGAGGUCCCGAAGCCAUACGCAGUUCAUGUCGAGAAGCCAUACCCAGUGUAUGUGAAGCAACCGGUGUAUGUCGAGAAGCAGGUCCCAGUGACUGUGCACAUCAAGGAGCACCAUAAGAAACACUACUGGAACUAA